AAUAAUACCUAGACUUUCUAGAUUAUUAAUUAGGAAUAGUAAUCGCUUAGCAAAUUCUGCAACGGAGGAUGGGCGACGUCCUAGGGAAGAUAAAAGGUGAUCCGGAUAUUGAACGAGAUCGGGGAAUCCAAACUCGGGAAGAUCAGCUCGGGUAUUGUGAGAAACGGAAUGACCUGCUAAAAUACACAAGGAGUGCAGAAGAAGGCAUAAAAUACCACAACAAGAAGCACGAGGGUGCUAAAUUUAAGCUGGUGGAGAUCAUAUCUGCAUGUUCUUUCUUUUCUAUGGGUGUUUGGGAGCAUAUCAACUUCACUGCUUCUGAAGAUGACAAGUCUCUGAAAUUGUUUUUUGCUGAAUUUUCACAUGGAGAAGCUCAUUGGGGAACGAAUCAUAAUACAGAAGCCGAAAAAAUCACUGCAUGUUGUUUGCUGGAAGAAGGCUUAUGGAUUCUUGAAUGAAGGGAAGGUGUCAUUAUUCCAGUGUUUCAACCUUGAUCCCCAGCACCUUAAGGAUAUGUGUGGACCGUGGUAGAGGAAAAUGGUGAGUGCACUUAAUUUUUAAAAUGAUUUUGGUUGGUUGAAUUGCAAUUAGUUGAUUUGAUUAAAAACCUGUUUGGUUUUUUGCUUUUCGAGUUUUACUAUUUUGUUUUAAAGUUUAGUAGUUGAAAGGUUUAGAGCCUAUAUGGUGUCUUGUUUCUCCUACUUUUUACUGUUCUUCUUCAAAGUAAAGCAAUUAAAAGUACAAAGUGUUUGAUGGGUGAUUGUUAUAAAAACAAAUCAAAAUGUAUAUUAGCUUUCAUUUCAAAAUGCAUGAAAAUUGAUUUUUUUU
Populus nigra (black poplar) is the source of this 828-nucleotide messenger RNA. RefSeq lists its product as uncharacterized. The transcript is spliced from 4 exons. Bases 69 to 458 code for a protein of 129 amino acids. NCBI's taxonomy places the organism in Eukaryota, Viridiplantae, Streptophyta, Magnoliopsida, Malpighiales, Salicaceae. The record is from RefSeq and is a predicted model, not a curated record.